Closterium sp. NIES-67 is the source of this 1021-nucleotide messenger RNA. NCBI's taxonomy places the organism in Eukaryota, Viridiplantae, Streptophyta, Zygnematophyceae, Desmidiales, Closteriaceae. The record is from the annotation of a GenBank genome assembly.
AAGGAACUUGCUGCCAUCUCCAUGCGACCAGGGGACGAUGUGAAGCCGGUCCUUGACAAGAUCAAGGACACCUAUGCAAGGAUGGCAGCAGCCGGCAGCAGUGUAUCUCAGCUGCAGCAGUGCACCAAGAUCAUCUCGGUGUUGGACAACUCUUGGGACAACCUCAUCCCCACCCUCAACUCUCAGCAAGAUCAAUGGAUACCUGAUCACAUGACCCCACGGACAGAUUUGCUUGAUGAGGUAAAACCCCCUGGGAAGAUUAAGUAUGUGGCAGCAGCGUCAGGGGCUUUGCUCCCUGUCAUUGGUGUUGGAAAUGCCAAGGUUAAGGGAGCUAAUGGGGAGCUUGUGGGGCUUGGGAAUGUUCCGCUGGUUGAAGGCAGCCGCUAUGUCUUGACAAUUGUGGAUGACCACACUCGAGCAGUGUGGGUUUACCCUUUGAAGAGCAAGGGGGAGGUGGCAGCGGAUGUCCUUAAGGAGUGGAUGCCUAGAGCUCAGAGGGAAUGCGGACACAAGGAAGGGGGAGCAGCUGAAGUGGAGCAGCAGCAGCAGCAGCAUGAGUCUCCACCUCGAGUUCCACACCCGCCUGAGCGACCUAGGAGGGAUGUGCGCCCUCCAGUGAGGCUGACCUAUGGGGGAAGAGGCAAGCCGAAUGUGGUGCAGGCUGGGAGUGCAAUCACUUCCAAGAUGAUCUACAGGCACAAGUAUGGACCUGAAGGGGAGCUGACCUGCUACAAGUCUAGGCUUGUGGCAAGGGGGUUUCAGCAGACAAAGGGGAAGGACUAUGAUGAGGUGUUUGCUCCUGUAGGGAAAGGAACAACACUGAGGGUGCUGUUGGCGAUAGCUGCACUCCUGGGAUGGAAGAUAUGGCAGAUGGACAUUCGCAGAGCAGAUGCUGGAGAUGCAGUUCAAGUGCUCCAAGAUGGGUUGGCAAGGGUGGCCAACUUGGAUGGAUUGGUUGGGAAGGGACAAAUGUCAAAGUUGGGGUUCCUAUAGGGAGGGAAUCUUUGUGCUUAUGAGGUUU